AUGAAGGGAAAGGUGUGCGUCGGCCUCGUCCUCGCCGUCGUGGCGACUGCCUGCCUGUGCCGGCCGGCUGCGGAGGCACCGGGUGCCGCAGGGGACCCCCGCCGGCUCCCCACCAGCCUGGUCCGGCGAGACUGGCCCGAGCCCCUGUCCCAGGAGCAGCAGCACCUCAUCUCCCGCUUCCUGCCCCACAUGUUCGCAGAGCUGAGAGACCGCAAGGGCUUCGUGCAGGGGGACGAGGGGGCAGAGGCCCUGCACGACCACUUCUACCCCGACUGGAUGGACUUCGGUCGCCGGAGCUCCGAAGACCCGGCUGAUGCCUCAUAAGCAUUGCCCCUGCCGUGCAGAGCACUGGCACCCUUGGUGCAUCUUUCUUCCUGCAAUAAAGCUUUGGCACU
Cygnus atratus (black swan) is the source of this 395-nucleotide messenger RNA. RefSeq names its product gastrin/cholecystokinin-like peptide. Gene Ontology annotation, molecular function: hormone activity. Gene Ontology annotation, cellular component: extracellular region. Bases 1 to 324 code for a protein of 107 amino acids. The record is from RefSeq and is a predicted model, not a curated record. NCBI's taxonomy places the organism in Eukaryota, Metazoa, Chordata, Aves, Anseriformes, Anatidae. The transcript is spliced from 2 exons.